UCCUCCCUCAUACUACCCAUCUGAAUUACGUCUGGUCGCCUCUGUGCUCAGCAGUAUAUUUACAGUGCUCUGCCUUUCUCUGGAGAUCAAACGCCGGAGUACUCACGAACCAAGGAAACAGACAUGGCAGAAAACGCCGAUUUGGAUAACCACCGUAUCAAGAGCUUCAAAAACAAGGGACGCGAUGUCGAGACUAUGAGAAGACAUCGAAAUGACGUGACAGUGGAACUGAGAAAGAACAAACGAGACAAGCAUCUACUGAAGAAGAGGAAUGUCCCACAGGAGGACAGUCUUGAGGACUCCGACAUAGACUCUGACUUCAAAGGGCAAAACGUCACACUAGAAGUUAUGUUACAGAAUGCCGCCAGUGAUAACGCUGUGGUCCAGCUCAGUGCCGUACAGGCUGCCAGAAAACUCCUCUCCAGUGACAGAAACCCUCCCAUUGAUGACUUGAUAAAGUCUGGCAUCCUGCCCAUCCUAGUCAAAUGUCUGGAGAGAGAUGACAAUCCGUCUCUCCAGUUCGAGGCAGCCUGGGCCCUGACCAACAUAGCGUCUGGUACUUCACAACAGACCCAGGCUGUGGUCAAAUCCAAUGCUGUUCCCCUGUUCCUGCGACUGCUCCACUCUCUCCAUCAGAAUGUGUGUGAACAGGCUGUGUGGGCACUAGGCAACAUCAUAGGCGACGGGCCACAGUGCAGAGAUUAUGUCAUCUCCCUGGGUGUGGUCAAGCCCCUGCUGUCCUUCAUUAACCCCUCCAUCCCCAUCUCCUUCCUCCGCAACGUCACCUGGGUCAUCGUAAACCUCUGUCGCAACAAGGAGCCACCACCCCCCAUGGAGACAGUACAGGAGAUUGUUCCAGCUCUGUGUGUUCUUCUAUACCACACAGAUAUAAAUAUCCUGGUGGACACGGUGUGGGCUCUGUCCUAUCUGACGGAUGGUGGGAACGAGCAGAUUCAGAUGGUGAUAGACUCUGGCGUAGUCCCCUUCCUCGUUCCUCUGCUCAGCCACCAGGAGGUCAAAGUUCAGACUGCUACGCUGAGGGCAGUAGGCAACAUUGUGACAGGGACAGAUGAGCAGACACAGAUGGUUCUCAACUGUGACGUCCUCUCCCACUUCCCCAACCUGCUCACACACCCCAAAGAGAAGAUCAACAAGGAAGCAGUGUGGUUCCUGUCCAAUAUCACGGCUGGGAACCAGCAGCAGGUUCAGGCUGUGAUCGACGCAGGACUCAUCCCCUUGAUUAUCCACCAACUGGCCAAGGGGGACUUUGGGACUCAGAAGGAGGCAGCGUGGACCAUCAGCAACCUCACCAUCAGUGGCCGGAAAGACCAGGUGGAGUACUUGGUGCAGCAGAAUGUAGUCCCUCCUUUCUGCAGCCUGCUUUCAGCGAAGGACUCCCAGGUGGUCCAGGUACUCCUAGACGGCCUCAAGAACGUCCUCAUCAUGGCCGGGGACGAGGCCAGCGCCAUCACUGAGAUCAUAGAGGAGUGUGGAGGUCUGGAGAAGAUUGAGAAUCUACAGCAACAUGAGAAUGAGGACAUCUACAAACUAGCCUUCGAGAUUAUUGACCAGUACUUCUCAGGCGACGACAUUGAUGAGGAUCCCAGUUUGAUUCCUAAAGCCACCCAAGGAGGGACCUUCAACUUUGACCCCGCCUCCAGCCUGCAGAAGGAGUUCAAGUUCUAGGAGCCAGCUUCACUAGUACUGUCUAACCAACCCCAGACAUUCAUCCAUCUAUCUCUCCUCCUAUCUGGCAACCUAAUACAGAAGGCUGGAACCCACCUACUACCAUCACUAUUACUCCAACAUGGCAACCCACCUUGCGAUUGAAGGAUUCACCCACCAACUCCACAAUACGCCACCUCUGCACUGAAAGGUUACUUAAAACUGCCACCACAAUCUGACAACCCAAUACAAACGGGUCCAGGUAAUGAAUCCAGCACCAGUACAAUCUGGCCACCCGUGUGGGGAGGAUCUCAGGCUAUCUUAGCAAAUGCUUUGAAAUGUCACGUGAAAAUCACAAAGGAAGAAAAAGCCUUUUGAGGCAAUAUUUUAGAAUUGCCAAAUGUCACACACUCGCACAAAAACACACCGUUGAAGACACUUGGGAAGAGUUUCUUUGCAUAUUUGUUUUAGAAAACAAUAUCACGAUACUGCGGUAUCGGAAAGGAUACUGCAGUUUAUUUGCGGCUCAUUUUUGUGCUUCACCUCUGCUGUGUCCCCUGGUCGUGGACCUUCGCUCGCUCUCCCUCUCCCUUGAUGACCGAGUGCCCCCAAUUAAAGAUGUUUACCUCAGAGCGAAACCAUGAACAGGCAUGGACCCUGUCCUCGUCCCCAAAGUCCUAGGACAGGAAGAGGCGGGAUUUAGGCAGGGAGAGGUUUUUAGGCAGACUGACAAGACAUUUUGACUCACUUUAUUUAAAUUUUUAGCUUUUGACUUCUUGAAUCAUGAGUUAUGGAUUUUUAUUUAUAAAAAAUACAUGUAAUUAAAAAAAAAUAUAAUGCUGCAAAACUGGUUCGUAUAAGUAUAUAAUUGUUUUGCAAUUUUGCUCUAAUUCAGGGGAGAGCAAAAUAAAAAAGCUUAAUUUUUUUCAGGUUGGAGGAAAAUCACAGAGAAUGGUAGAGGACUAGGGCCCAAAAGCUCAUUUUAACUUGGGCAACUCCAUUUAAGACUUUCACCAUUUUAAAGACUUCUUAUGGGUUAAGGAAGGCUCACAUAAUUCCAUCUAGGUCAUCAGCCAAUGAAUUCUAUUCUUGAGUAAACAUUCCAUAACUGCAGGUGGCAGCCAACCGUGGCUUAAUAACUGUUCAAUCAACACACCACAGGUGGCAGUAUGCGCCCUUUUAGUUUGUUUACAAACUCAUAGAAGUAUUAGAAAAUGUACUACUUCAAAAUGGAGAUGGCCUCAAUGGCGCUGCCCAUUCUCUCACAGACGCCAUAAUGGGACCGGUACAAUGAUGCAGGACAUGAAAUCCUGCUGCAGAAGUGAUGUCACUUCCUGUGGAGAGCAGGUAGUGAUGGCAUAGGUCUCGCAGACAUUGCUUGCAUUAACUAAUGGUUGUGUGCCACGUCAUCGACUGAAAGAUUGCUGUAACAUAUGAGUUGGUUAGCUGAUGUGUAAAAUACCUAUCCAGACUUUGUAAGAUCUGGAAUGCAUCAGAAACACCUGGUCAGAGGAACACACCCACUGUUGGGAACUCCAACAGAAGAGUUUACUGAACUAAAACAAACCUAUAUUUGGCAACAACAAAAAAAGUAUUACCUAAUUCUUAUAAAAAAAUGUGUUCUUUUAUGUUGAAAUAGAAAUAUUGCAAGGUUUGUCUUUUUCUGGUCCAGGUAUAGAAAAUCACUGAGGCCCCUAGUGGCUAAAGGUCAUAUUAGAAUGAGCAGAGCCAUUGAGGGCUUGCACAAUUUUAAUGUAGUCAACUGGGUGGAACUUCCAACUUCUUCAUUGGCUAAGCCCUCCUGGUGACCCUGUUGGAGUAAUGUCCAACUGAGUCAUCAGGAGGGAUCAGCCAUUUUGAAGAAGAAAAUUGACUACUUAAAAAAAAGUAGUCCCCUAUCGUCCAGGAGUCCCCUAUCUUUAGAUCAAGUAUGUGGAGCCUCCAGGAUUACUAUUUUUACUUGUAGAUUUUCUUCUGUCUUAUGCACAUGUCUGAGUAUUAAUUGUUUCUCUCUUCCUGCGGAAAGAAGACCGGACUAACAGAGGAUCGAACACGACCUCUGACCUAUACAGAACUUUAUUUUUAUUUUUUUAAAUGAGGUCACAGUUCAUAAGCUUCCUGAAUGUGUAUCUCUCUUAAACUCGUCUCUUGAGAAUAUAUAAAUAGAUAUUUCCAUAAAGCCUGUACAAAGCUGCUGCAGCUGAACAGUCAUUGUUGAAACGGACUCACUCUGCAGAACGAUAACAUUGUCUACUUAUUGUCAAAGACUGACGGGGAGGUUGUUCCGAUGACGUUUUUGAUUUUCAUUAAAUAAAAAUGUUUAAAUUCAUAAUGGGCUGUGAUGACAUGCUGAGGAACCUGAUACAGUUAUGUCUGUCUGUAGGGACAGACUGUGUCUUUGUACCGUCCAUAGCCAGUCCCAGUUUGUUUCCAGGAUCUAGGAAGUGUGAGGGCUAACGUUAACACAAACCCCUGGUCCCUUGUCUGGACUUAUGUUCCUCUGUUAUGGCCCAUUCAAACAGCGCACAAAACGAGCCGGGAAGGAUUUGUAAGGAGUGGGUUUGGAAUAGGGGGGGUUUCAACGCAGCCCAGGCUUGUUUUGGAACUAAUUGUUUAUUACUGAUGAACUAAACCCUAGAGGGUGUCGUGAACUAUCCCUAGACGGACCGAGCCACUUUAAAGAAUUACAAUGUCUUUUUCUUGUAUCAGAAAACGAUACAAGCUUAUGUUUGUUGCAAGAUUUUUACUUGCCAGAGAAAAGUUGUUUUUAAAGAACUUAGUUUCAUUUAUACAUUUUAGAUAGAAGAAUUCACUUUUAAGGUGGCUUGCUGAUGCUUUCAACUCUUGUGCACAUUAAAGACGUGAGUGGAAAUUCA
Molecule: messenger RNA, 4541 nt
Organism: Oncorhynchus kisutch (coho salmon)
Lineage: Eukaryota; Metazoa; Chordata; Actinopteri; Salmoniformes; Salmonidae
Product: importin subunit alpha-4
Exons: 17
Coding region: 124-1686 (520 amino acids)
Biological process (GO): protein import into nucleus
Cellular component (GO): cytoplasm
Molecular function (GO): nuclear import signal receptor activity; protein binding
Source: RefSeq, a predicted model, not a curated record